AUGCUCUUCGACACUCCUCUGCUGAACCUCGCACCCGUCGCCUCAUCCUCCUCGGCGGGCACACCGUCGACCGCCCCAGGUUCAGCGGGCAAGAAGCGCAAGCGGUCAAGCUCGAUCACGCGCGACGGGUCUGGCGCGCAGGAUGGAGGGAACGGGGCGCUCCCGAAGGCCGAGAUCAGCGUCGAGAAGUUGCUCAAGAAGAUGAAGCAGGCGGAGGGUGGGGCGGCCAAGGCGGGAGGGAAGGACGGCGUGAAGGAGGGCAAGGUGAAGAAGGACAACGGGGCGCAGAAGGAGGCGAGUGUGGCUGAGGGCAAGGGAAAGGAGAAGGUGAAGGAGGCAGCGGCUCCGGGGCAGCCGGGCGAGGGGAAGAAGUCGCGGAAGAAGAACAAGAAGGCCAAGGGAGACGUUUCUUCGCCUGUCGGACGCUCCCUCGACCUCCCUGAAGCUGCAACGGCUGCUGCACCUACGACUUCGAUGUCUGCUCCCUCCUCGAACCCUCGUCCUCGCCACUCCGCACCCAGCCAGACCGUUACUGCCUCGACUUCCACAGCUUCAGCGAAAGGCGGUUCGGUGCAGGACAAGCUGCGUGCUCAGCUGGCAGGCGGCAAGUUCCGCAUGCUGAACGAGACGCUGUACACGACGUCGGGCGACGAGGCGCAUAGGCUGAUGAAGGAGGACGGCGCUUUCGACGACUACCAUAUCGGCUUCCGCUCGCAAGCCGCAACAUGGCCCGUCCACCCUCUCGCCCUCAUCGCGCAGUCGCUCCUGCAAACGCUCGCACCCAACUCUCUCAUCGCCGACUUUGGCUGCGGCGACGCCGCCCUCGCUCGCUCGCUCUGCCCGUCUUCCUUUACCUCGACCUCCUCAGCAAAACUCCCCCCAAUCCCCUCCCUCAAGCUCCCCACCAAACUCGUCUCCCAGAAAUCCCUCAAAGUCAUCUCCUUCGACCUAGUCAGCCAAUCCUCGUUCGUCGUCGAAGCCGAGUGUUCGUCUGUCCCUUUGCCUGGUGGGACGGCCGGAGGGGAGGUGGUGGAUGCUAUCGUUUGCUGCUUGAGUUUGAUGGGGACUGAUUGGGUUGGGAUGGUGAGGGAGGCGAAGAGGGUGCUUAAGGAUGGCGGCUUGCUCAAGAUUGCAGAGGUGACGAGCCGGUUCACCUCGGUCGACGACUUUGUCAAGCUCGUGUCCGCGCUCGGCUUCUCGCUCAAGCACAAGGACGAGUCGAACACGCACUUCCUCCUCCUCGACUUUGUCAAGAAAGCCGGCCCCGACGCGCGCGAAGACCCGCACAAGGUGGACGAGCACACGCGCAAGGCUUCGACGUUGCUCAACCCGUGCAUCUACAAGCGGAGGUAG
Molecule: messenger RNA, 1353 nt
Organism: Rhodotorula toruloides NP11
Lineage: Eukaryota; Fungi; Basidiomycota; Microbotryomycetes; Sporidiobolales; Sporidiobolaceae
Product: Methyltransferase-related protein
Exons: 4
Coding region: 1-1353 (450 amino acids)
Biological process (GO): ribosomal large subunit biogenesis; rRNA methylation
Cellular component (GO): nucleolus
Molecular function (GO): rRNA (adenine) methyltransferase activity
Source: RefSeq, a predicted model, not a curated record